AGGCACAGAUAGACAUUUUCCCAAAAUCAAACGAAAGACACAACUGAGCAGGAACCGUGGGAAUCCGGCUCCUUCUUUUGAUUAUUCUCUCUGCCUUGCUCUACAUUUUAUACUCAAUAUUUAGUAUCCAGCUCACUAUGUUGGCCAUGGGUGGAUUAUAUUUGAAGCACGUCGUGGUGGCAGCAGUGUGCUCCGUGCUGGCCACAGGGACGCUGGGGUCCCCGGUGGUGGGGCCAGAGCCAAUCCGAUGCGCACCGUGUACUCCGGAGAAGCUGAGCCUGUGUCCAGCGGUGGCGCCCGGAUGCGCCGAGGUGCUGCGGGAGCCCGGCUGUGGAUGCUGCCUCGCCUGCGCCCUGAAGGCUGGGGAGCUGUGCGGGAUCUACACGGCGCCGUGCGGCUCCGGACUGAGGUGCACCCCGAGACCCGGCGACCCCCGGCCACUGCACUCCCUCACGCAGGGACAAGCCGUGUGUACGGAGAGCACUGGGCCAGCACCGACCCCCGAGCCCCAGACUCAAGAUCAGGGAGAGCCAGAGGCUGAGACGGAGAACGCUGCCAUCGUCUCGGACCCCGGCUCCAGCCACUACCUCCCCGGCCACAGUAGGCCCUACGACCCGAGGGCUGCUGCUGACGCUCAGGAGAGCAUGAAAGCCAAACUCAUCGCAAUCCGCAAGAAACUGGUGGAACAGGGACCCUGUCACCUGGAGCUGCAGAGAGCCCUGGAGAAGAUCGCCAAGUCCCAACAGAAAUUAGGAGACAAGUUAACCAGAUUCUACCUCCCCAACUGUGACAAACACGGGCUUUACAAACCCAAACAGUGUGAAUCCUUCCUGGACGGACAGAGGGGUCGAUGCUGGUGUGUGAAUUCCUGGAAUGGCAAGAAGAUUUUAGGUUCAACCAACGUGCCUGCAGAUGCCGAGUGCCCCUGAAGAAAUCAACCACUGAUGCAGUUCUCAAAAAACAAAAAACAAGAAAAAAAAGAAGAAGAAGCAAGCCACUGAUUUUUCCUUUUUUUGAUAGCUGUUUAUUUAUUGAUCUUGUCCAUGGUGGUGUUUAAUUCAGGUACACUGUCAUUGAGGGGACUCUGGGUCCCUCCACCCCUGCCCCCCCUUCAAACACCCGUCCCAAAGAGAAGAAAAAAAAAUCUAUUUUUGUUUUUCUGAAAAGGAGAUUUUAAUAUUGAUGCAUUUACUUCUACUCUUCAGCCUUAUUUAUUUCAAUUUUACUGCAUUUUAUUUGUUAUUUGUAAUUAUUUCAUGAGUAUUUAUAUCUUUUUUUUGCCUUAUUGUUAUUAUUAUAUUAUUAUUUUUGUGAGUGUAUAAAGUGUAUAUAUGUAUCUUGGCCCUGAGUAACUCCACUGCUGAGUUGAGCUCGCUCUACCCUUAAGGAGUUGUCUGAAGGUUUGGUUUGUGACAAACCAAGCGAGAACAAAAGCACUGAGUGACCAAAUGUCAUUUAGAAUUAUUUCUAAAUGUUGUUUUUAUGAUUCAUUUCACGUUGUUGCCAUUGUUAUGUCUUCUCUCUUUUUUUCCUUUUUCUUUUUAUGUUCUGAUGUCACACAUGAUUACAAAACUCUCAGUCGGGAAUCCUGAAACAGUCUCAGAAAACAUUUCCCAUGGUUCCAUGGGUCUGCAGAUAGCAUGACAGGAGGUGCCUCCCUGUGCUGCCUCUCAGACGGGUAUUUCUGCAUUUACCUACCUCCAAUAUUUAUGUGUCUGCUGUCAGUUGUGUUGAUUUAUCUGUCAAGAAAAGACUCUCUACUUUACUUUAUAUGUUGCUGUACUCUGACCAAGAACACAUGACCACAAAGAGCAAGUCCCACAGUGAACCUGAACCAUGACUCGCUCUGCUCUAUCUACAUGCUGCUGUUGGAGAGAGGAUUAUUGUUAAUGUGAGUCUAUUCCAAAGUGACUAACUGCUCACUCGUGUGUAUGUACACUUUUGUAAUUGAGAUGUAAUGUAAGAAAAAAAGCUGAUAUAUUUAAUAAAAACAUUAACCUCA
Molecule: messenger RNA, 2002 nt
Organism: Toxotes jaculatrix (banded archerfish)
Lineage: Eukaryota; Metazoa; Chordata; Actinopteri; Toxotidae
Product: insulin-like growth factor-binding protein 1
Exons: 4
Coding region: 138-929 (263 amino acids)
Biological process (GO): regulation of insulin-like growth factor receptor signaling pathway
Cellular component (GO): extracellular region
Molecular function (GO): insulin-like growth factor II binding; insulin-like growth factor I binding
Source: RefSeq, a predicted model, not a curated record